Cyprinodon tularosa is the source of this 8635-nucleotide messenger RNA. RefSeq lists its product as uncharacterized. The record is from RefSeq and is a predicted model, not a curated record. Bases 1377 to 7373 code for a protein of 1998 amino acids. NCBI's taxonomy places the organism in Eukaryota, Metazoa, Chordata, Actinopteri, Cyprinodontiformes, Cyprinodontidae. Gene Ontology annotation, biological process: DNA integration. The transcript has a single exon. Gene Ontology annotation, molecular function: nucleic acid binding; zinc ion binding.
AGGUGUUACUGGGAUGUCUGGUUUUUUUUGUUAAAAAAGGAAAUUCUGUUAAGACAUAUAUGGGCUUAUAUAGUUCAUAACUCCUGUAUUAUACAGUUGGUUUAUUUUCAUGUGCUAUGCAUUUAAAUAUUUUGCAGAGAUUUACUUUAACUGUUUUGAUUUAAAAGAGCGGGUUUUUCUUUGUUUUCCCGGUGGGGGGCGCGGUCCGUUUUCUGGAAGAGGGAAGAACGAGGGACAGUUUUUUUUUUGGGGCCCGGAGGAAAAAGAGAGAAACUGUACGGGAGGGCCACCGGAGUUUGUUUUAUACCGAAUCGGCGGGGCCUUUUGAAGGGAAUUGGCCGUAGUGAGUGUUUAAGUGCUUAGUUUAUACGUUCGCCGGUUUGAUACGCCUUAACCCAGCCCGAGGGCAGGCCGAGAAAAGUUAGCCCCUGCCAGAGGUUGCUCGGAGCUACUCAGUUAGCGCCCUGGUUUCCGAACAGCCAGUGGUUCCACUGAAGUAGCCGACGAGGGAGCAACGCUACUCGGUUAGCGCCCUGGUUUCCGAACAGCCAGUGGUUCCACUGAAGUAGCCGACGAAGGAGCAACGCUACUCGGUUAGCGCCCUGGUUUCCGAACAGCCAGUGGUUCCACUGAAGUAGCCGACGUGGGAGCACCGCUGCCCGGAUAGCGCCCUGGUGACCGGGAAAGCCAGAGGUUCCUCCGGCGACGUGGGAGGGAUUUCAUCAGCCACCUGGCCGGACAUCUUGUGCGGCUCGCACACAGGGUUUUUUUUACAUUUGUUUUUUUCCUCUCCACUGGAAGACUGGAACAACCGUACUGUGAGUAAGGGACCUUUGGAAAAGGAUUAUUUCUUCAGUUUACAUAGACAACAGGCCUGCAACGAUUAUUUUUGGGGGUAUUUUCUUUUAUGUGCCGGCUAUUUUGUUUAGUACCUGCGCAGGUGUUUCAGAGUUUUGUUAUAGUGCGGCCACACGGUUUUUUCUGUCAUUUUAGAGGUUAUUUGCCCCUAGCGGCUGAGGAGUAUUUGUUUUUUUUUAUUCGUUUUAUUGUAAAAGGGGGGUGUACAGGGGAAUUAUUAUUUGUGUUGUUCGGCGUGUUUAAAAUAAAUGCUUUAUUUGACAUAUAUAUAUCUGAGUUUUGACCACUCACUGAAUAGUUCCAGAGUAUAGAGGUAUAGCUUCAGAGAGGACCCCACCACCCUUAAGGGAUCAUAGGACAUGAUUUGGGUUACAUAAAAUGGCGACGAGGAUGGGAUUGAUUUAAUUAAUUAUUUAUUUAAUUAAUAAAUUUUCAGUGAGUGGAGUAGUGUCUAGACUAAAAUAGUUGAAGCCGAACCAAAAUAGUAGCUGCACAAACUUAAUAAGAUAACAGUAACAAUGUCAUUUUUGCUGAACUGGUGCCAGGGAGAGGGGGUAGACCCAACUCAUGCAUUAAUAGUCAAAAGUGUUCCUAAAGAUGCCCUUAAUGAAGCUAUUGAGGGCCAUCUUAACGCUAUUAAGUGUCUUGGACGUGUCAAAGUGAAAGGACGGAUGUUUGAUCCCGAAACUCGGGGCCUUGUGGUGCUAUGUGCAUGUAGCCAGACAGUGAACAUCGAUGCAAUUCCCCCAGAAGUGAGGCCUGAAGAGGGAGAUCCAUGGCAACUAAGUAUACCCCUGGACUCAAGCGCUCAAUCAGUGGUCCCCCCUGACACCCCUAUAGCUAUGUCAACCGACUCAGAUGCUGGAGUAGCAGGUACCCCUGACACCUCCAGUCCCAGUGACCCACAUUUCACCGCUCUUCUAAAAACAGUGGGGGACAUACUGGAGAAAGUCCCAAGGCCAAUUGCCCCGGAGAAUACAGCUUUUCGAAGGUUACGUCCCUUUUCGGGGACUGCACCUACUCCCAACGGAGAAGAGAACCUAGAUACUUGGCUUAUGCAGGCCCGCCUAAUGGUUGAUGAGUGUGAAUGUUCAGCGAGUGAAAAGCGCAAACGAAUUAUUGAGAGUCUCAAGGGUCCAGCGCUUGAAAUUGCGCAGGCUGUUAGGUCCAGCGAUCCCCAAGCCACUCCCCAAGAUUAUCUGGGAGCUUUGGAACAAGCUUUUGGUUCAUCGGAGUCAGGGGAAGAUCUAUACUAUGCUUUCCGGGCGCUACGACAACAUGCAGGGGAGCGACUCUCAGACUUUUUGCGACGUAUGGAACACGCCCUGACUAAAGUAGUGUUCAGAGGCGGUGUGAUGGCAUCACAAAGAGAUCGUAUAAGAGUUGAGCAACUUCUCCGAGGGGCUGUGGAAUCUGAUUUGAUGCUGGUGCAGCUGAGGCUUCGUGAACGCAAAGAGACACCUCCAUCCUUUUUGCAGUUAUUAAAAGAGAUAAGAGAAGAAGAAGACCAACAAGCCGUACGGCAAAGGCCUGGCCUUGCAGUUACUAAAACGGCUGUUAGGCAAGUACGAGCUACUGAUGACGAGCUUAAGCCCCAGGAUGCGGCUAAGCUAAAGCAAGAGAUAGACCAUCUUAAGGUCCUGGUAGCUAAGUUGUCUGCCAAGGACUCUGGCCCCAGUCUUCCAGCCCAGGAAUCAGAAACCUUGCUAGCACCCCGAAAGGAUGUAGUAAACCACGAGCAGGAGGUGCACAUGUUACAGCGUCAAUUGUGCGAUUUGCAACACCAGAUACAGAUAAUGGCCGUGAGCCAGCGCCCCCCUAACCCUCGAGAAUGGAGACCCCGAGAUACCAAUGAGCAACACAACCGACGAAUGACAGGCCAUAGCAAAAGUUCACCAUCAGAGGGGUCAGGCGACUAUUUUUGCUACCGGUGUGGGGAGGAUGGCCAUGUCGCUACGCGCUGUGAGGCACCUGAGGAUUCAGGGAGAGUUAUUACCCGCUUGAUUCGGUCAUUGAGAAAACAAAAAGAUGGCAGACAGGAGGCAUCCUCCAGCCGGGCAGGGACCACAGACACUCAUGUGAAGCACCUGUCCAGUCGCAGUGACGAGCUCACCUCUCCGUCUGACGGGUUACCGGAUGGAUUAGUCGGGAGGCCCUCUGUAAGUAAGAUCAUUGUUGAGGGGACUGAGUGUAAUGCACUCAUGGACAGUGGUUCUACUGUCACCAUCAUUUUUGAGAAGUGGUAUAAUGAAAAUCUGUCCCAUAUCAAAAUCCAGCCCAUUUCCAGUCUGUGCAUUUGGGGUUUGAGUGAGUCUAGCUACCCAUACAAAGGUUAUGUGGCUGUUAACGUAAAGUUCCUGGAGGAUGGGCCCAGUGAAAAGCCUCGAACUGUACUGGCCUUGGUUUGUCCUGAUCCCCAAGGGCCAGACCAGGUACCGUUGAUCAUUGGCACUAAUGCUAGAGGUUUCCACCAUGAACCAGUGUCCGACCCUAUGGCUUCGACCUCACAUCAGGCUGCAUCUUGGAGGAUUGGCACCCGUAUAUUGGGGACGGUGACGGGUCCGAAUGAACAGAGGGUUGGCCAGGUAACAUGGAAUGGGCCCGGACCACUUAAGUUGACUCCUGGAGAAGCGCGCAUUGCAGUAGGUAGGGCCUGCAUUCACACACCUGGAGCUCCAGGGAUAUUGGUCCUUGACAACUCCAACACCCUGCCGCAGGGGGUUGCUUCACCCCCCUGUGUGGUCCUUCCAAAAAACCUGGAUAAGAAUCAUUGUGCUGUACUGCUACAAAAUGUGUCCCUAAAAGAACGGUGCAUCCCAAAGGGCACCGUCAUUGCUCAAAUACAUACUGCUGACGUUGUGACAGAGGUAGAUCAGGGCCAGUCCUCCACUAGUAGCCUAUGUCCAGAGCUAUUUAAUUUUGGUAGUUCCCCUUUACCAGCAACCUGGAAACAUAGGUUGGCGCAGAAAUUGUCAGCCCGGACAAGGGUUUUUUCGGUAGAGGAAUGGGAUGUGGGGCUAGCCAAAGGAGUGGAACAUGAGAUUCGACUCAGUGAUCCUAAACCAUUUCGUGAGCGAUCCAGACGUAUUGCGCCCGCAGAUAUUGAUGAUGUGAGGCGUCAUUUGCAAGAGUUGCUGGCGGCAGGGAUAAUCAAAGAAUCCCGUAGUCCCUACGCCUCACCUAUUGUGGUGGCCAGGAAGAAAAGUGGCAAGAUUAGAAUGUGCAUCGAUUAUCGCACUCUCAAUUCCCGAACCAUCCCAGACCAGUAUACUGUACCGCGGAUAGACGAUGCACUAGACUGUUUGACGGGCAGCCGAUGGUUUUCAGUGCUUGACUUGCGAAGCGGUUAUUAUCAAAUACCGAUGCUGGAGGAAGAUAAGGAGAAAACAGCUUUUCUUUGCCCUCUAGGCUUUUACCAAUUUGAGAGGAUGCCACAGGGCAUCACUGGGGCCCCUGCCACUUUCCAAAGGUUAAUGGAACGAGUGGUAGGGGACAUGAACCUGCUGCAGUGCAUUGUCUACUUGGAUGACAUUAUAAUUUUCAGCCGCACACUGGAGGAACAUGAAGAGCGCCUCCUUAAAGUCCUCGAUCGGUUAGAAGAGUUCGGCUUAAAAGUGUCCAUCGACAAAUGUCAGUUUUGCCAGACUCACGUCAAAUACGUAGGGCAUGUUGUGUCUGCCGAUGGUGUGUCUACUGACCCCGAAAAGCUCAAGGCAGUAGCCCAGUGGAAACAGCCGACUAAUCUCAAGGCUUUGCUGUCCUUCUUGGGCUUUUGCGGCUAUUAUAGGCGGUUUAUUGCCCAUUACUCUGCUAUAGUACGCCCACUUACUGACUUGACCAGAGGCUAUGCCCCUCCUCAGAGAGGGCGCCCACCGAAGUCCACCAAAGACCAACCCUAUUUAAAUAGGUCUGAGCCUUUCGGGGAUCGAUGGACUGAUGAGUGUACGGAGGCUUUCAUAAAGAUAAGGAACUGCCUGACUAAUGCUCCCGUGCUUGCCUUUGCCGACCCCAGUAAGCCCUACAUAUUACAUGUGGAUGCAAGCUUUGAUGGAUUAGGGGCCGUGCUAAAUCAAGAGUACCCUGAGGGAUUACGCCCUGUAGCUUUCGCCAGCAGGAAACUCAGUGCCUCGGAGAGAAACUACCCAGUCCACCAGUUGGAAUUUUUAGCGUUGAAGUGGGCGGUAGUCGACAAAUUUCAUGACUAUCUCUACGGAGCCCAAUUUACCGUUAGAACUGACAACAACCCGUUAACCUACGUGUUGUCCUCUGCCAAGCUGAAUGCUUGUGGGCACAGGUGGUUAGCAGCUUUGGCCACUUACAAUUUUGGGAUUCAGUACAGACCCGGACGUGAGAACAUUGAUGCAGACCUGUUGUCAAGAAAGGAAGGAGGGUGCGAUAAAGAGAGUGCAGAGGAAGAAGGAUGGAUACCACCAUCAGGGGUGAGAGCAGUCUGCAAAAGUGUCAGUUCAUCCCAUCUCCCUGGAACUAUUUCGCGAGGGGUUGACCAGCUCGGAGCGUCUCCUGACUGCAUCCCCCAUGCUUAUGUACACCCUACUUGGGUUAGUGCUAAGUCAUUGGAACAGCUGAGUGUAAACGACUUACAGUUAGCUCAAGAUCAAGAUGUGGUCAUUAGUAAGGUGAAACGAGCCUUGGCACGGGGUCGGCGCCCUUAUGUCCCCCUACGUGAGGACGCUGAGGUUCACUUAUUGCUGCGAGAGUGGCCCCGGCUAGUUCAGCGGAGGGGGGUCCUGUACAGAACCAUAUGUAAGAGGUUAGGGAGAGAGAUACUCCAGCUUGUCCUCCCAAAGCAGUUUCGUCCCCAGGUGUUAAAAGCUCUGCAUGACGAUGGGGGGCAUUUGGGCAUCGAACGGACUAUUGAACUAACCAGGGACAGAUUCUACUGGCCCAGGAUGGCCGCAGACAUUGCCAGUUACAUAUAUAGCUGCGGAAGAUGUGUAGCGCACAAAUCCCAGCCCCACCGAACUGCUCCUCUCCACCAAAUGACCAGUAAGGGCCCACUUGAUUUAGUGUGUAUUGACUUUUUGUCAAUGGAGCCUGAUUCUCGUGGCAUUGCAAAUGUUUUGGUUGUAACAGACCAUUAUACCAGAUAUGCUCAGGCUUAUCCCACGAGAGAUCAGAAAGCCUCAACAGUGGCCAAAAUCUUGCUGGAAAAAUUCUUUGUCCAUUAUGGACUACCUGCCCGAAUCCAUUCGGAUCAGGGCCGCGAUUUUGAGAGUAAGCUAAUCAAGGAACUGCUCACGGUACUGGGUAUCAAAAAAUCAAGAACCACGCCAUAUCACCCUCAAGGGGACCCACAGCCCGAACGUUUUAACCGGACCUUGUUGUCCAUGUUGGGGACACUGGACCCGGUGAAGAAGAAGUGUUGGAGUCAGCAAAUUGCCGCUAUGGUGCAUGCUUAUAAUUGCACCAAAAGUGAUGCCACUGGCUACUCCCCGUACUUCCUUAUGUUUGGACGGGAAGCGCGCCUCCCGGUGGACCUAUGUUUCAGUUCGGUGCAGGAGGGAGGAGAAGGAAAGUCCCACAAGAGAUAUGUGGAGACUCUUAAGAAAGACCUGCAAGUUGCUUAUGAACUGGCUGUGCAAGCAGCCGACAAGAAUCACCAACGCAACAAGCAGGCCUACGACCGGAGAGUUCGCUCCCACUUGUUAGAAGUAGGUGACAGAGUACUUGUUCGUGCUUUUGGGGGCACUGGCAAACAAAAACUGAAGGAUAAAUGGAACUCUGUCCCCUAUGUAGUUCAAGAAAAGUUGUCUAACCUUCCUGUGUACAGAGUGAAACCCGAGAAGGGUGCAGGGGUGGUGAAAACUCUGCACCGAGACCACCUAUUACCAGUAGGCUCUCUUGUAAGGUUACCCGAAGGGUCUGAUGAGGCUAUGGAAACAGUCCACAGAGUGGAGCGGACACGGCUGCAGUGUCGUGCUAAAUCCGAAGGAGUGGGACCCGAUGAGUCAGACUCCGAGGAUGAUGAAUAUGUAUACACCCCUGCAACAGUGACAAGCUAUGCACCUUACCCGGUCCCCGAUGGAUCGUCACUGUCAGUGAGUGAUGGUAGUGAAGUGGGUACUGGCUUACCUCAGACUCAUGAUGAUGUGGAGGGGAUUAUUCAGGUGGAUACUGAUGACUUGCAAUUAGGCCUGGGAAACCAUGUUGAGUCAAAGGAGGAUGAAUACUGUAACCUGUCGGAAGGGGGUGGUGCUGAGAUACCUUGCACUCCCCAGUUUCAAGGUGCUGGGUCCGCAGGAGAGGUCGAGUCUCUCACAGAUGACAGUUUGGGGAACGGGGGACAGGCAAGAGAUAUUGCCCCUCGAGAGAGACGAAUAGUCAAGCCUGUGAUCCGUUUCACUUAUGAUGAACUAGGGACACCCUCUGACCAUCCAUUGGUCAUACAGCAUAAAGGAAUGAAAAUAUGUGUAUCCAGGGAUGGGGAGUUGACUAAGCAAGGUCGAGUGGUCAACUGUUUAACUAUUAGUAUCUUACCUGGUGACAGUGGUUAGUUCAGUCUGAUGAGGACAUCCAGACCUUUAGAAAGGGGGGAGUGUAACCCAGGUGUUACUGGGAUGUCUGGUUUUUUUUGUUAAAAAAGGAAAUUCUGUUAAGACAUAUAUGGGCUUAUAUAGUUCAUAACUCCUGUAUUAUACAGUUGGUUUAUUUUCAUGUGCUAUGCAUUUAAAUAUUUUGCAGAGAUUUACUUUAACUGUUUUGAUUUAAAAGAGCGGGUUUUUCUUUGUUUUCCCGGUGGGGGGCGCGGUCCGUUUUCUGGAAGAGGGAAGAACGAGGGACAGUUUUUUUUUUGGGGCCCGGAGGAAAAAGAGAGAAACUGUACGGGAGGGCCACCGGAGUUUGUUUUAUACCGAAUCGGCGGGGCCUUUUGAAGGGAAUUGGCCGUAGUGAGUGUUUAAGUGCUUAGUUUAUACGUUCGCCGGUUUGAUACGCCUUAACCCAGCCCGAGGGCAGGCCGAGAAAAGUUAGCCCCUGCCAGAGGUUGCUCGGAGCUACUCAGUUAGCGCCCUGGUUUCCGAACAGCCAGUGGUUCCACUGAAGUAGCCGACGAGGGAGCAACGCUACUCGGUUAGCGCCCUGGUUUCCGAACAGCCAGUGGUUCCACUGAAGUAGCCGACGAAGGAGCAACGCUACUCGGUUAGCGCCCUGGUUUCCGAACAGCCAGUGGUUCCACUGAAGUAGCCGACGUGGGAGCACCGCUGCCCGGAUAGCGCCCUGGUGACCGGGAAAGCCAGAGGUUCCUCCGGCGACGUGGGAGGGAUUUCAUCAGCCACCUGGCCGGACAUCUUGUGCGGCUCGCACACAGGGUUUUUUUUACAUUUGUUUUUUUCCUCUCCACUGGAAGACUGGAACAACCGUACUGUGAGUAAGGGACCUUUGGAAAAGGAUUAUUUCUUCAGUUUACAUAGACAACAGGCCUGCAACGAUUAUUUUUGGGGGUAUUUUCUUUUAUGUGCCGGCUAUUUUGUUUAGUACCUGCGCAGGUGUUUCAGAGUUUUGUUAUAGUGCGGCCACACGGUUUUUUCUGUCAUUUUAGAGGUUAUUUGCCCCUAGCGGCUGAGGAGUAUUUGUUUUUUUUUAUUCGUUUUAUUGUAAAAGGGGGGUGUACAGGGGAAUUAUUAUUUGUGUUGUUCGGCGUGUUUAAAAUAAAUGCUUUAUUUGACAUAUAUAUAUCUGAGUUUUGACCACUCACUGAAUAGUUCCAGAGUAUAGAGGUAUAGCUUCAGAGAGGACCCCACCACCCUUAAGGGAUCAU